Spodoptera frugiperda (fall armyworm) is the source of this 6417-nucleotide messenger RNA. RefSeq names its product F-box/LRR-repeat protein 4 (gene Fbxl4). Gene Ontology annotation, molecular function: protein binding. The coding region runs from base 134 to 1975 and encodes 613 amino acids. Gene Ontology annotation, cellular component: SCF ubiquitin ligase complex. Gene Ontology annotation, biological process: SCF-dependent proteasomal ubiquitin-dependent protein catabolic process. The transcript is spliced from 13 exons. NCBI's taxonomy places the organism in Eukaryota, Metazoa, Arthropoda, Insecta, Lepidoptera, Noctuidae. The record is from RefSeq and is a predicted model, not a curated record.
UGUUGUUUUUGUCAGCUGUCAGAGCAGAAAAAAUAACAUUUCAUUUCUAUUCAUUCGAGCGCGCAUCUUUGUUAUUACCGUUCGUGUUAAUUUUUUCCAUUAAAUUCUGAAGUGGGAUUAUAAUUGAUUCAAAAUGCAAAACUCGGAUAUAAUAUCCUCUUUGUUUUGGUUUAAAAACGAAAGUGAGGAAGAAGAUAAAGAUCAUCUGAUACUGGAACAGUUUGUGCACAAUGUUGAAGAUUUUAGUUCCCAGUAUGGCAGUGAAAUCAGUGUUUCUUAUACUGCAUUUAAUCUUCGUGGACCGCCUUCCAAUUUUCCUGACUACGGCGACUAUCCCCAAGCCUUCGUUAUGGUAAAAAGGACCUAUGGGACUUGGUGGGAAGAAGCUCCAUCAGCACAGAAAGAUUACAUGCCACAAAAUGCUAGUGCAAUCACUAGCCAAGACUUUGUUGAAGUGUCGUUCGAAAAAGCUGUAUACCCACUGGAGGUGUCGAUCUUCGAGACCUAUAACCCUGGAGCGCUGGUCCGCAUUUGGGCACUAGGUCCUACAACAUGGAUGUUGCUAUGGGAAGGAGAACCGGAGUAUGUGGGAGACACACCGAGGAUAUUUAGUCCUCCGAUAAGGCAGAUCAAUGUACCAACACGAAUCCUGAGAUUGGAAUUCAACCACAAGCUACUUCCUUACUACACCGAGUUGGAUGCGGUACUUCUACGUGGUAGACAACCGGCGAAUUUAGCCAAGCAUUUGAGGAACAACUUCUCUUACUCUUCGCUUUUCUAUAAACCUGUAGUGGAAAAAGGCCAGCUGCUGAACCGAAUAAUUGCUUCAAACCUUCACGAGAACAUCGCGCCACAGAUUGUAACGCCACGAAAUCAGAAGCAAAUCGACACUGGACCACCACUCGGAGAUUUCCAGCAGUUACCCGAUGAAACCACACUAUGUGUGAUGAAGUACUUGGACAUCCAGUCGCUCUGCCGAUGCGCUCAAGUCAACAGACAUUUCAACAGGCUCGCUUCAGACUGCAUACUGUAUAGAAGCAUAGAUCUCAGACCUUAUUGGCAUUGCGUGCAAUCUCAGGUGCUGGCAACUCUAUCAAUGCGGUGCAAAUUCCUUCAAAAACUAGAUUUAUCUUGGUGCGGCAGCCAUCGCAUGAUACAGCCCAAUUAUGUAGUGAAUUUCCUGAAAGACAGUGGCGCAGAAUUAACACACCUCCGUAUGAAUUGCUGUAAGUUUGUGGACAACUCUGUGCUAAGAGCCAUCGUUGACACCUCCACUAGUUUACAAGAAUUAUGCCUCCGAUCAGUAGUCGGCUGUACAGACUGGAUAUGUCUGUCUGCUCUCAAAAAACUGAAACGUUUGGAUCUAUACAGAACUGAUAUAACUACUUCAGCUGCCGUUGCCAUCAUCAGAUCUAACCCUGGAUUACGUCAUCUUAAUGUUGGUUCAUGCAAAAUGAUAUCGUCAAUGGACGAAGUGGCGAUAGCAUUAGGCGGUAAUUGUCCAAACUUGGUGUCAGUGGAUUUCUGGAAGUCAUACUCCUUGACUCCUAACGGCAUCAGAGCAUUGGGCAACUGUAAGAAGUUGCAGGAGUUGGAUGUUGGGUGGUGCUUACAAGCAGGCGGUUCUGGAGAAUGGCUAGGCUGGUUAUCAGUCGGGGAGCUUCGCAAACUGUUCCUCGGGGCUCUACGUGGUGUCUGCGACCGAGACCUUCGUUCCUUGAUACCUAGAGCACCGAAAUUGGCACAGUUAGACCUGUUGGGAGUCAGGGCAGUUACCGCUGAUAUUUGCGACUCGAUCCUAGCUGAAUGCAAAGAUCUACGGCUGCUGGACGUUAGUUUCUGUGAUCAAAUUCAAGAAGCUCAGGUAGUGGAAUGGCGUGAGCAAUACCCACAUGUAAGCAUAAAGCGUUCCUUCCAAUCAGCCAACUUAAACACGGCACCGAACCCACUAUUCUUAGCGCCUAGUUUAGAAUAGAUUUAGACUUAGAAAUUAUAAUAAAGGUUCAUUCACUUGCAGGCUAUUUAUGUCAUAAAUUGUUUCGAAAAUGUCUUACUCGCACUGUUACGUAGCUUAGUAUCGGUGGAAACGGUCACAUUGUUUCACAACUUAGCUAUAUAGCACAUUUCUGGUGGAAAAACAACCUUAACAUGUUAACUACCGCGUAGGUCACGACCGGCUUUAGCGGAGGAUUUUUGCCUUUCACAGAUUUCUGUCGGCAUUCAAAGAUUUAGUCAUACGUCUCCUUAUUUCCCUAAUGUUAUCCUAUAAAAACAUAACCCUCCUUCUGGCGCAGUCGGGUAAAAAAACAGGCCACAGAUAAUUUUAAGGUUGCAAAAGUCCUCAGAUGUUACGCAUCGAGUAUAAAAGUUAUUUAAAAACUAAAUAUCGCUUCAUGUGAAUGAACCUAAAACUGACUUAUAAAAGACAUGUUUGUAGCUAUGUACUGUAUUCUUUUGUGAUUGUUUGUAUGUUAGUCUAUCUGAAAUUGCUUUUAUGCGUAUGUGUAUGUCUUAAUACUUAUGUUUGGUAGUCGUAAUAUUUUUUUUGUAUUUGUUUGUAUACUUGCGUAGUACUGUGUUGGAUAUUGAUCUCUAUUGGUAAAACGAAAAUUACUGAGCUUAAGGGCUAUAUUUCACCGGAACACCAUGGUUGCGCAACCAGUCGCCGCUACCAACAAAAUGUAUACAGCUCUAUAGAGAUAUACUCACCUGGUGUCCGCUUGGUAUCGCAACCAAUCUAGCGGCGCGAACUGUAGCACCGUAUGUUACUGGUUGCGCCACCACUAAUUACUAUAGCGCUGUAUGGUGUCUCACUCACUCAACCGCCAAUCCGGUCGCCAUUGCUAUCUCUUCGAGGUUCAUUUUAAUACUCACAAAGUGUGGUGUGGUGACUCUGGUGUCUGUAGUUUGGUAUCUUACGAACACCAAGGGUGCGCGACAGAUUGUGCUGCCAUGGUGUCCCAGUCAAAUAUAGCCCUAAUAACAAAAUGAAAUACGCGCGUUUAAUGCGUAAAAGAUUAUAAAGUAAAUUUAUCUAACGAUAAUUGCGAUCUAAUUGACUGUGAAAUUUGUACUCAACUUAUCGAGUUUCUAAGCAGAUAAUAAUAAUAGUAACAAAUAUUUCACAAUAUUUUUCGAAUCUGAUGUAUUAUAUCUAUCUAAUAAUUAUCUAAUUAUCUGAUCCCCCGCCUUAAUUCAUUAGAUAUCAUAUUUAUCACUAACGAACUAUGAACUGACUAAGAUCUACUAUCUACUUUGGCUUUAAACAUUCUUACUAUAUAAAAAGACUGACUAAAUUGUAAAAAAUAACAAUAAAAAACAGCUAAUAUUGAUGAUGCAUUUGUACAGAAAGAGAUUUUUAGACAAAACCUUGAGUUCAGAAUUUGGACUAAAGCUAAGUUCAAUCGUUUUAAUUUGAAGGAAAUAUAUUUGCAAAAUGCCUUAUUAAGAGAUUUAUUACAUAUCUUGGGAUAUAUGUCAUUUAAAAUGUACAAUUAUUCAAAAUUAUUGUACACUUCCUAAUUGUUCUUAAGAAAAAGUGAAGUCUAUUGACCAAAUGAUUUAUCGUCAGCUGAUAUCUCAAGUCAAGUUUAUCUACAGUAGUAGUUACAGAGGACUUUAAACUGCACUGGCGCCAUCUAGGGAUCACAAAAAUGACAUUUCAUUUAUAGCAGCUAUUUAUACAGUGUAAUAUCAUUUUAAAAGCAUAGAAGAGUAACACAUCUUAAGUGGGUCCGUUACAAGUGAUGUAUUGAGGACUCGUCGAGUAAUGAUGUGAGGAUAGUAUUGAUUCUGGAUUUUGAGAUCGACAUUUUCUCUGAGUUUGGAUCAUAAAGCAAAGAGGAGAUGCUAUAAUGUGAUUAUGCACUGUGACGCAAAAAACGGGCCUGCACUCAGAAAAUUGCACAUAGCACAUUGAAAUGUGAACAAUUGGUAACGUUUUUACUGUGUGGAACCGCUAUAUGGAAAAUACAGAGGGAUAUAGUUUGUACCGUCCCGCUCUCCCUGUAAAGAGUCACGCAUUAUGACAUCUGCUCUUUGUAUUUGCUUCAUGGUUUAGAUAGACCAUUUAAAUAAACACACAUGUUAACUUAUCUUAACAUGUGAAAAUGUAAUGAGAGUUAUUGCUGCGAAAACGUAUAAAUUAUUAUAUCUGCGUCAUUUAUAUUUAUUAUUAUGGUUUACUCGAAGCGAAUUAGGUAUUAGUCUCCUAAUCGAAAAGUAAAUUGCGUCUUAUUUGUAUGCUUUUUAGUAUGAGAUAAGGCAAAUUGAAUGUUAAAGCUUACGUGCUAAAGUAGUUAAUAUUUUAUUAAAUUUGUACACAUUUAGCGACUCAUGCAGAGAAGUAACUUUUAGUAUCGACCAUCGGCAAUUUAGAUUUUGAUCUAUCAUCCAGAAGAUAGGUUUUAUACUAAGUGUUGCUUUCCCUAGCUAUAUGAACGUUAAUCCAUAACAUAUUUUGUCAAUUUCGAUAUCAAUUACGAUAAUAGCCUUAACUUAAAUACAUCUAUUUAUAAUGCCAUUAUACGUUAUUAUAAAGAUUGUAAAGGAUGUAGGAGAUAAUCUUAAUUACUUUGCCGUGUAGGUAUUAAUUCGUAUCUUAACUCUUGCAUUCUUUAAGUAAUUAACUGCUCUGCUUCAUUGGUUGAAUGGUUGCAAGUGCGACUGUGGGCGAAGCCGAAGUCCACACAAGGGAUCUCGGGUUUGAUUCCCGGGUUGGGCAAAGAAUUCCUGGGCUUUUUUCGGUUUUUCGAAAAUUUUUCAGUGAUAGGACGGAGUCUUUAAUUGUGCCAGGUAUAUGGCAAUAGGCUCGACCCUUAUUACACGGAUCUUAUAACAUAAAUGAUUAAAAGUGGGUGUACAUUGUAUAGCGGCAUUAUGUGCCGUAAUGUACACUUCUGCCUACCCGUUCAAGGAUAAAUGGCGUGAAGUUGCAAAAUGGUCCUAAUUUUCAUCUAAAAAUAUUAAUAUAUGAAAUAGAACUAUUAUCCCUUACAUCCUUGUACUGGUAUUCGUAUACUGAAGCCAGCAGAUCAAUCUAAUACCAUUUGUGAAGAUUGCAUUUCCAACUUUAUUUGCUACAUUAUAAAGCUGAAAAUGUAUCAACCUAAUCAGACAAAUUGUACUAGGUUGACUGACAUGCGAUAUUGCAAUCAUAGCAUAGUACUUAUAUCAGAAAUAUUUUAUAAACGUUUACAUGAAACGAAAUGAUAGUAUUUAGAUAUUUUCGCGGAUUUUAUAGUUCAGUAAGAUUAAUUAUUAUAUGUAUAUUUGUCUAACUGCCGCUCUCAGAGACAUUUAAUGAUUACUUAAACUAUUCCUUAGUAACGACUUUGUAUUGAAAACAAUUGCUAAGGAGUGGGUUAAGUAACCAUUAAAUGACUGAGUAUCGCGGUAAGAUGACUGAGACUUGUAGUAGUGUAGUACAUUAUUAUAUAUUUAAAUGCUGAACUUGAUAAUUUGUUGUAUGACGCUAAAACAUUACAUAAUUAUUUGUUUGAAGUUGGCUCUCGAAUGCUAGCAAUUAAUUAUUAUUUCAGUUUACUUUUAUGAACAUAAUGUUAUAAAGUAAAACUUUACAGUACUUUAAUUAAUCUUUUAGUCCAAAAUUACUUUCUGCUUGAAAGUAAACUUUAUGUAAGUACUUAGUUACUCUAAUAUAGACAACGGGAUAUCAAACGGUCUAGUAUAAUAUUCAGGUAUAUUGAAACUCAGUACCCUUAGUACAAGUUUGCUGUACGUUGAACAAAAUAGAAACAAGAGUGCUAUCGGCCGGCUUGAAUGAACCAACCAAACUUAACACCGAUAGCGCUCUUGUUUUGAUCUCGUUAAACGUAAAGUAAACUCGUACUAAGGGUACAGGAGUCUUUCUGAUGAAAUGUAAAAAAUACGUUAGUGACACGUAUAAAUGAUAGUUUGUUUAUAUUUAGGUACAAGUUAAGUACCUUUAAUUCUUAGAAAACAUUGGAAGUAACUCAGAUGUGACCUACCAAUAUAUAAUUUUAAAGCAACAUAAAUGGUAAUCUAUCAUAUCUUAGCCAUACUGCGAAGUCCGAGCCUACUAACGUAGCCAGAUAAGAAAUAGAGUAUUUUUAUGUGUGAAUUAAAAUGUGUGAUUUCAUUAUAAUUUGAAUUUAUAGGUUUGAUUUUCCGUCGUCUAUGCAUUUUUGAUUGUCUGAAUAAAUAUUCGUAAUGUCUUCUGAUUAGUUUUAGAUUUCUAUAUUUAAGAUAUACUAUUAAUUAUUAUUAUUUAGCUUUAUCAUAAUGCCACGUUAUGCGUCGCAAUUCCCACUUUAUGCUGUGUUAUCGAGGGAAUCGAUGCCAUGUCGCAAGUCCAUAAUUUCAGUCAUAGUUUAAGAUUUGAUGGAAUAUAAUAAUGCUAUUUGUUUUCUUAAUAAAAAUUGAUAAAUAUAUGUA